ACUGUAGAGAGAGAGAGAGACUGUAAAAACUGUAGAGAGAGAGAGAGAGAGACCUUGGAAAGAGUGGAGAGAGAGUUGGAAGGCAUGGGUCACUUGCCGCCUCUUACUCCGGGAGCCUCUGGAAGAGAGAGAAAGGGAAGAGAGAGAAAAGAAAUGUUGGGUUUUGGCCAUGGCUAUCCCUCUCCUCCAAAACGGGGAGCAUUACUCCCAACUAGUCCAGUUUCGGAGCUCAUCUGGUUACGUCCUAUCCGAAAUUCAUGAAGCAAACCAUGGCGUCUUUUCUGCAUCAUCCUAAAAGAAAACCCAUUUUGUCGAGCUCUCAGCUGUCAAGAUUCAGUAUCCAUGGCGCUGUUAAUCCAUUUUCAAAUUAUCAGAAGCUCGAUGAAGCUAUAAAGUCACUGAAAACCGAGAGAAAGGUAGAAACCCGUGCAUGUGUUCAAUUGUUAGAUUCUUGCAUAGGCCUUAAAGCAUUGAACCAAGGCCUACAAAUACAUGGCUAUAUCAAUUCCUGCAAAAAUCUCUGUAAAAAUGCCUUAAUACUCGAAAAGCUCACAAUUUUUUACAUCACCGUGGGAGAGUUCGAAUUGGGGCGCUCUGUUUUCAAUACAAUCACAAAACCUACUGUUUUCUUGUUCAAUUUUGUGAUCAGAUCAUAUGCUUGGAACACUCCCAUGGAUGAAGCUCUUACUCUGUAUUAUAAGAUGCUAGAACUGGGAGUAAAACCCAAUAAAUUUACAUUCCCUUUUGCUCUCAAAGCUUGUUCUGGUCUUCUAUCUUUAGAGGAUGGACAGAACAUUCAUGGAGACGCAGUGAACUGUGGGCUAGAGGGAGAUGUUUUCGUGGCCACUGCUCUAAUUGACAUGUAUUCUAAAUGUGGGAACUUGGGAGAAGCUAGAGCAGUGUUUGAUAAAAUGAUUAAAAGAGACAUAGUGGCUUGGAAUGCCAUGAUUUCAGGCUUAGCAUUCCAUGGCUUCUCAACCGAUGCCAUCGUGUUGCUUCAUGAGCUACAGAGGGCCAAUGAGAAGCCAAACCCUUCAACUCUGGCUUCAGUUUUGCCUGCAUUUGGCCAAGUAUUAGCUCUGAGACAUGGAAAAGCUGCACAUGCUUAUUGUAUUCGAAGAUGCUUUGUUAAUGAUGUAAUGGUGGGAACCGCACUCUUGGACAUGUAUUCAAAAUGUGAGAACUUAAAUUAUGCUUCCAAAAUUUUUAUGACAAUGCAUGAUAGGAAUGAGGUCACAUGGAGUGCCAUGAUAUCAGGGUAUGCUCAUUGUGAUCAUCCAAAAGAGGCAUUGAACCUCUUCGAUCGAAUGCUUCAUUACUAUGAUCAGAGACCCACAACGGCUACUUUAGCUAGCGUUCUUCGAGCUUCUGCUAGGCUUUUGGAUGUGAAGAGAGGGAAAGAGAUCCAUAGUUUCUCAAUCAAAGCUGGGUUUGUUUUGGAUUUAACUGUGAGCAAUUCUAUUCUCUCCAUGUAUGCCAAGUGUGGAUACAUGGACCAAGCCAUUGAAUUCUUUUAUGAAAUGCUAGUGAGAGAUUCUGUUUCAUACAGUGCGAUAAUAUCGGGUUGUGCACAGAAUGGGCAUGCCAAAGAAGCCUUGCACAUCUUUCGUGAGAUGCAAAUGCAAGGCUAUGAGCCUGAGCUUGCAACCAUGGUGGGUGUUAUCCCGGCUUGUGCUCAUUUGGCUGCUUUAAAACACGGUCAAUGCAGCCAUAGCUAUGUGAUUAUACAUGAGUUCUCAAAUGAAAUUUCAGUUGGAAAUGCUCUUGUAGACAUGUAUGCAAAGUGUGGAAGCAUAAGCUCUGGUCGAGCUGUUUUUGAUCGGAUGCCAAAGCGGGAUGUGGUUUCAUGGAAUUCAAUCAUCGCUGGCUAUGGCGUCCAUGGACAUGGGAAAGAAGCUCUCUCUCUCUUCAUGGAGAUGCAAGCUUCUGGAGUGAAACCUGAUGAUAUCACCUUUGUGUGCCUAUUAUCAGCAUGUAGCCACUCUGGUCUAGUCUCCGAAGGGGAACAGUUAUUUAAAAUGAUGGGUUUAGAUUUUGGGAUUACACCAAGAAUGGAACACUAUAUAUGUUUCGUUGAUCUUCUUGGACGAGUGGGUCACUUACAAGAGGCCCAUAACUUCAUUAGAAGUAUGCCAGUUGAACCAGAUGUUCGGGUAUGGGGUGCCUUGCUUGGUGCUUGUAGAAUUCAUAGUAAUCUUGAGCUUGGAGAAAAAGUCUCUAAGAUCAUUCGUGAACUAGGACCUGAAGGGAGUGGAAAUUUCGUGCUUCUGUCAAAUAUUUAUAGUGCUGAAAAGAGAUGGGAAGAUGCUGCCUUUGUAAGGAUUACGCAAAGAGAUCAGGGGUUUCGAAAGAGCCCUGGUUGUAGCUGGAUUGAGAUUGGUGGCUCUAUUCAUGCUUUUGUGGGUGGAGAUAGAUCACACCAACAAUCAGUGAUGAUCUAUGAGAAACUUGAGGAGUUGUUGAGAGAGAUUAAGGAGUUGGGGUAUCGACCUGAUACGAGUUUUGUUUUGCAUGAUGUGGAAGAAGAGGAGAGAGAAAGAAUACUUCUUUACCAUAGUGAGAAGUUGGCUAUUGCAUUUGGGGUUUUGAAUUUGGGACCAGGGAAGCCUAUUCAGAUUACAAAGAACCUGAGAGUUUGUGGAGACUGCCAUACCGCUAUCAAGUUGAUCUCCAUUGUUGUGGAGGCAGAUGUAGUGGUGAGAGAUGCUAACCGGUUUCACCAUUUUAGAAGUGGGAUAUGCAGUUGUGGUGAUUUUUGGUGAUCAUUUAUAGUGGAGACUGCCAUACCGCUAUCAAGUUGAUCUCCAUGUUGUGGGGGCAGAAGUAGUGGUGAGAGAUGCUAACCGGUUUCACCAUUUUAGAGGUGGGGUAUGCAGUUGUGGUGAUUUUUGAUGAUCAUUUAUAGUGCAUCCCUGAAGGGAUCAGAA
Molecule: messenger RNA, 2927 nt
Organism: Amborella trichopoda
Lineage: Eukaryota; Viridiplantae; Streptophyta; Magnoliopsida; Amborellales; Amborellaceae
Product: pentatricopeptide (PPR) repeat-containing protein
Biological process (GO): RNA modification
Molecular function (GO): zinc ion binding; RNA binding; protein binding
Source: RefSeq, a predicted model, not a curated record